This is a messenger RNA of Bipolaris zeicola 26-R-13, 1896 nucleotides long. RefSeq lists its product as uncharacterized. The transcript has 5 exons. Gene Ontology annotation, molecular function: transmembrane transporter activity. Bases 1 to 1896 code for a protein of 631 amino acids. The record is from RefSeq and is a predicted model, not a curated record. Gene Ontology annotation, biological process: transmembrane transport. Lineage: Eukaryota; Fungi; Ascomycota; Dothideomycetes; Pleosporales; Pleosporaceae. Gene Ontology annotation, cellular component: membrane.
AUGGGUCUUCGCAAUUGGAUUACGCGACCAAUCAAAGGUCAUCAAAUCGGUGUAGAGGACCUCACAGCUGGAGGCAGUGGUGUUCCUGAAAUAAGGCGGCGGCGAUGGACACUGGCCACGAUCGAUGCCGCGCCCUUUCAGAUCUGGGUGGUUGUAGUCGCGGGCAUAGGCUUCUUGACCGACGCAUUCGGCCUGUUCGCCCUGAAUGUUGUUACCCCAAUGCUGGGCUAUGUGUACUGGCCGCGUAACCUCGACAAUGGUAUGCCAAAUGUACCGUCAGAAGUCAAGACUGCCAUGAUGUGUUCAACACUUGCUGCUACGAUGCUCGGACAGAUAGGAUUCGGCAUCGCCGCAGACUUUCUUGGAAGACGCAAAAUGUACGGACUCGAGUUGGUGAUUAUCAUAGUCGGCACCAUGCUGCUAUUGAUGAGCUCCAACGGCGAGAAAAACAGUAUGGCAAUUGGAGGGUGGUUGAUCACCUGGCGGGCAAUCAUGGGGGUUGGCAUUGGUGCCGACUAUCCAUUAAGUGCGGUUAUCACUGCUGAGUUUGCACCUCGAAAACACCGCGCGCGUAUGUUGAGCUGGGUCUUCUUCGCUCAACCUGUAGGACAGUUGCUCGCCAAUGUCUUAUCGUUAGCAGCAGUGGAAGCAUACAAACCGUGGAUUGAGAAAGAACUACCAGCAUGCCGGGAUGAAGACUUGGAAUGCUUCCGCGCAAUCGAUCGACUUUGGAGGUUGGUAAUAGGCAUCGGUGUUAUACCAGCGACCAUUGCUCUUGCCUUCCGGUUCACGAUCCCCGAAAGUCCAAGGUACACACUGGACAUAUUGCAGAAUACGAAGGAAACUCUUGAAGAUACCGCAAACUAUUUUGGCGCGCCAGAGAUAAACCCAGAGAAUGGUGAUGCCGAGAUGCGGAACAUUGUGCAACAUUCAGCUCCAGCCAGGCCAAUGUCACGGCGUUCAUCUACCUCCUCGGGUAUACCGCCUGAUGAGAUCGUCUACAGCGAUGACGAAUCUGAGCACCGUAACAGCAACGAAGGGAACCGUCCGCAUGAGCCUCAGUCGGCACAGCCAUUACCUGGUGACCCUGACUUCGUUCCUCCACUCGCUUCGUGGGCAGACGCUAGAAACUUCUUCAUCACAGAGAAGAACUGGCAUUACCUCUUGGGGACAUCUUUGGCCUGGCUUUUCCUUGACUUUGCAUUUUACGGAUUGGGACUCUCAUCGCCGAAAAUCGUCAGCCAUAUAUGGGAAGAGAAUCCCGAUAGAAAGCAGUCGGUAUAUGCGACCCUGAGCGGCAACAGCAAACACACUUUAGUCAUGGUCUCCAUCGGCACAGUCGUCGGCGGCCUUUUGAUGAUCAAGAUCGUCAAGUACGUCUCGCCAAAAGUCAUCCAGUUCUGGGGCUUCGUAGUACUUUUCGUACUCUUCAUCGUGACUGGAAGUGCAUGGACAACGCUGUUGGACAACAGCCGAUCCGGACUCAUCAUUCUCUAUGUGCUGAGUCACAUUGCCUUCAACCUCGGACCAAACGUAACCACGUUCAUAAUCCCUGCCGAGAUAUUCCCGACAAGAUACAGAUGUACUUGUCACGGCAUAGCUGCAGCAGCUGGAAAGCUGGGAUCAUGGGUUGUGCAGAUUUUCAUCGCGUACGCCUUCCAAACUGGCAAAGACGGCGGCGGAGGCAACCUCAAAUGGGAGGAACGUCGGGAUUUCGGACACGUUCUGCAGGUCAUGAGUGCGUUCAUGCUUGCUGGAGCAGUGACAACUUACUUCUUGGUUCCUGAGACGAGGGAUCAUGACAACAAAAGUCGGACGAUGGAGGUAUUGGCAUGUGGUAAGAAGGUAAUUGAUGAGCUUAAUCGUCAGCGGAAAAAGGAGGAUGAGGAUGAAUGA